UGACCUGCGGCCGCCAUAUCAAUAUGAUACGUCUGCACGGCCGCAACAUCUCCAGAGCGGAGCGCGCGCGCGUGGGGCGCACACUGCUUAUCAGAGGAACGAGACACUUUCACCGACCGGUAUAAAGUCACUUUGAGCUCGAGCCAGCGACUGCCACGAAAAAGUAUCCACUGAUGCUAUUCUCUUGACAGAGGUGAAAAUGGCUGAGGACAUUCAGACAAAACUUGAGAAAUAUCGCACAGCCCCCUUUGAUGCCAGAUUCCCCAACCAGAACCAGACCAGGAACUGCUGGUCCAACUAUCUGGACUAUCAUCGCUGCCAGAAAGCUCUGGACGCCAAAGGAGUGGACACCGCCCCAUGUGACUGGUACAAAAGGGUCUACAAAUCACUCUGCCCCUUAUCCUGGGUCCAGAAAUGGGAUGACCAGAGAGAAGAGGGCACCUUUCCAGGAAAAAUCUAAGACUACCAUCUCCGAAGCUGUUGGUCUGCAAAGAUAUAAUCUUCUCAGCUAAAUGUUUGUUUAAGUGGUGGGAGACCACGUGGCUCCAUCACCACCUUUCCACAGCUGAUGCUCUGUACUAGGAGCACUCUGUAACUGAAUGGUCAUUCCUUACAAAUAUCAUGAAAUGUAUAGCAGAUUCUGCAUUAAAGUAUCUCAGGAUAUAUUUAA
This is a messenger RNA of Dicentrarchus labrax (European seabass), 670 nucleotides long. RefSeq names its product cytochrome c oxidase subunit 6B1. The transcript is spliced from 4 exons. Gene Ontology annotation, cellular component: mitochondrion; respiratory chain complex IV. The record is from RefSeq and is a predicted model, not a curated record. NCBI's taxonomy places the organism in Eukaryota, Metazoa, Chordata, Actinopteri, Moronidae. Bases 200 to 460 code for a protein of 86 amino acids.